Pogonomyrmex barbatus (red harvester ant) is the source of this 2363-nucleotide messenger RNA. Its product is annotated as spondin-1. Gene Ontology annotation, cellular component: extracellular matrix. NCBI's taxonomy places the organism in Eukaryota, Metazoa, Arthropoda, Insecta, Hymenoptera, Formicidae. Gene Ontology annotation, biological process: cell adhesion. Gene Ontology annotation, molecular function: serine-type endopeptidase inhibitor activity. The record is from RefSeq and is a predicted model, not a curated record.
UGUUAUAUCGAAGACAUGGUCAUUGUGAGGACGAUGUAUAAUACCAGGAUUGCGUGCGGCGUUAUGUUGCUGCUCGCAGCAGCGACUAGUACAGAUUCGACAAAAUGCUCCCGGAUCAUAGAAGGCACCACCAUGCCGCACUCGGAUGCUAAAGACAAAUAUCACUUUUACAUGACGUUGUUUAACAAGACCGACGUUGUGUACGCCUAUAUGCCGAACACACGAUAUAGCGUGGUUCUGCGAGCUGACAUUACCGAACAGAUGCAUCGAAAGUUCACAAGAUUCAUCAUAUCUGCUGAGGCUGAAAACGCAAAUGAAACGGCCGAUGUUGGCACUUUCGAUCUUCAAGAGGAUACAUUAACCAAAUUCGCGGAUAAUUGUGCAAACGCCGUCAUGGAAACAUCCAAAAUGGAGAAAGAAAAUAUAUCCGUUGCUUGGACCAGUCCUAUGGGAGGUAGCGGUUGCAUUCUUUUUAGAGCGACAGUGUUGGAGACGUCAGAUACAUGGUACAUGGACUCAAAUUUAAAUUUUCAAAUGUGUCAAGAUUUGAAAGCGGAAACUGAUGAUGAGGGCGACAUUCUUUAUCAAUGUUGUGCCUGCGACGAAGCAAAAUUUGAAGUUACCUUCGAAGGACUGUGGUCUAGAAACACACAUCCAAAAGAUUUCCCUAGUAAAGGCUGGACUAUAAGAUUUUCAGACGUAAUCGGCGCGUCACACACUGGGAGUUAUCGCUUCUGGCGUUACAACGAGAAGGCUAGCGAAGGUCUGCGAUCUGUCGCUGAGUUUGGUACAACACGAAAAUUGGAGUCCGAAUUAAAAAAUCAAAGUGAAAACAUCAGGACUAUAAUUAAGGCAAGAGGAAUCAGUUAUCCUAACGUAACUGGUAGAACUUUUGCUGUUUUUCGCGUUGAUAAUAAACAUCAUUUAAUGUCUUUGGUUUCUAUGAUUGUUCCCUCACCUGAUUGGUUCGUUGGAGUGUCCGGACUCGAGCUGUGCUUACCCAAUUGUUCUUGGAUAGAACACAAAGAACUGAACUUGUACCCAUAUGAUGCUGGUACUGAUGACGGUUUAACUUACUUGUCGCCCGAUACGCCAGUAGAGACACCAAAACCGAUCCAACGUAUCACAUCUAAAUAUCCAAAUGAUUCAAGAUCGCCUUUUUAUGAUCCGUCUGGUCUGGACAUGAAACCCCUCGCGAAGCUUUAUCUCAAUAGGCAAAGAUUGUACGAGAAGACCUGCGAUAGCAUCGGCGAUACGUUAACUGAUACAGGUGCUCAGGAUAAGAAAAACAAAGCCUGUAGGGUGUCAUCCUGGGGUGAAUGGAGUGAAUGUUCGGUUACCUGCGGCAGAGGCAUUCAGCUGACACGUCAUUUUCGCGACGAAGUUGCGGCGGAAGCGAACAAAUGCAACACCUCUCUCACUGAUCGGAAAAUCUGCUACAAUACGGAGAAGCCGAAUUGCAUCAAUAUCGGUUAUUACGACGAGCUGUUGAAGAGCGAAAAAUGCGAGCUAACUGCAUGGAGUUCGUGGAGUUCGUGUUCGUCGACCUGCGGCAAGGGCAGCAUGACCCGGUCUAGGAAUUUCCGGCAAAAGAAGUAUCGAAAGCAGUGCAAAGCCGUGCCGAAUGGACCGCGACUCGAGCAAUCAAUGGAUUGCAAGAAUAAGCCCUGCGAAGGCGAAGAUAUGGAGGAGGUAAGGCAACGACAGAACAAUGGUGGCGAGGACGAGGAUUAUACUGGUGAGCUAGCGGAUGGUACCAGAGAGGAAUGGCUGCAGAUCCGUCCACGGCGCCGGCACCCUCACAAAUGUCCAGAUGAACGAUACAGUCAAUGGUCUAUGUGGACGCCGUGCACUUCCAGCUGCGGCCCCGGCGUCAAGAUGAGGUCCAGAAUAUUAUUGCAUAAAGACACCUGGAACGGCGGAUCUGAGGAUGGUGACGAUGACGGUGACAGCCACGAGGAGUGCAAGAUGCAACAGGCAGACUGCUACUCCGAAAUUUCGAGCUGCGAUAUUACGAAGGAAGAAGCAAAAAAAAUCUGUAACGAACCCAAGAAGGAAGGAACUUGCCACAUGAACCCGCGAAUAUGGCGAGCUUAUUUCGACAAACAGACCGGCCGUUGUCACUUAUUUGGCUGGACUGGAUGCGACGGUAAUCGAAACAAUUUCCCGACCGUGCAGGAUUGCUAUGCUGUCUGUGGUAAUUUCCAAAGAGAAUUGAAGACGAAUCAGUCGACAAUCACGAAAAACUUGAAGGUAUCCCUUAGCAGCGUUCUCAGUUAUCACAUUCCCGUUCAGGAGCAACGCAGAACGAAAGCGAAGAGAGCGCAAUAUGGUGAUAAUUAAUUGCUUUAUGCACAAAUUAU